Messenger RNA from Plasmodium vivax (malaria parasite P. vivax), 2976 nucleotides. RefSeq names its product variable surface protein Vir24-like. Bases 344 to 2509 code for a protein of 721 amino acids. The record is from RefSeq and is a predicted model, not a curated record. Lineage: Eukaryota; Apicomplexa; Aconoidasida; Haemosporida; Plasmodiidae. The transcript is spliced from 4 exons.
AUCUAAAGUGUUAAUAAAAUUGUUAAUUAUAAUUCUGAACGAAUUAGAAAAUUUUAAAUAAAUUUAUUUAUAUGUCGUGGUAACGCUUUUCUUUCCAUUUAAUGUUACAUUUUUGCGAAUGGUUAUUUUUAUAGAACACAGAAUAUAUGUACAUAUAUAUACAUUGUAAUAUACUACGAUUCAAUCAUAAGGCUAAUACUAAACCGAACCUUUUAGAACAUCCAGGGGAAUGUUUUUAUUGGGGGAAAAUUAAUGCCUCUAUGUAACAUUAGGUUGCAUUUUGCUAUUUCUACAAUAUAGAUGUUUCUAAACUUUUAACAAUUUUACUUAUUAUUCGGUGAAUAUGGAAGAGGUGGAAGAAGAAACGUAUAAUGUAGAUCAGUUUUUAAAAGAGGAGAGUGCCAAUUUGAAGAAUUCGAAGUUAAAUAAGUUUUAUAGCAAGUUAGAUUCAUAUUUGGUUAGUGGUACCAAUAGGUCUCAUUAUUGUAGUGCUAAUAUUAGUGACCCGAAAAUACAUAAUCUUUGUUAUUCACUUGAAAAUAGGAUAUUUAAGAAAUGGAGAAGCUUACGUUCUAUAUUAGGAAGUUCGAAAUAUAAGUGUUAUGAUUAUCUGAAUUAUUGGCUAUAUGGGAAACUAUCAGAAUAUAAUUCUGAGCCUUUAGAUUCCUUUCAGUUUUACAAAGGAUUGGAAGAGAUUUUUAAAGCUAAAGUUACUGGUGCGCCAAGUGGCACAUACAAUAAACAUUUUGAACAGGUGACAUACCAAGAAACGUUAAAAAAUAAAAAAGAAUUACACGAUUUUUCAGAAUAUUUUGAUUAUAUAAUUAGAGUUAUCAAUGGUGCAGACUCUGGAAAAAAGGGGAAAUACUGCCAGUACGUAUCGCAUAUUUUGCGAUUAUACCAUAAUCUUAAAAAUGAAUACAGUACAGAAUUAUCCAAAAGGUAUGACAAAGAAUUCAAGUUAUUUGAAGGUAAAUUUAAAACAGAAAGCGAUUUAACUUCGUUAAUAGAAAAAUGUGGCAUGUAUUGUGCACCUACUGUAUCUGAGAAGGAUGAGGAAGAAAGGAGUCCCUUACUGAGAGAGAACGUUCCAGUAGAAACACCAAGACAUGUUCAGAUGCCUAGAGACCUCAAUAUGAAUACCAUCCAAGCAGGAUUACCUUCAAAGGAAAUAUACGACGAACUUAAUAAGGUGGAAGGAUCGACCUAUUAUGAUAACUAUUGCAAAUAUUUUGAUACAAAGAACCAAGAGCUAAAACCCCUGUGUAGGAAAAUUGUAAGAAAUUUGAAAAAUAUAUCAGAUAAUAAAAUAAUGAAAAAGCUAAAUCAGGGAGAUCGUUGUCUGCACUUCAUUUUCUGGGCUUAUGACGAAAUAGGGAAAAAAUUUAAUUGGCCCUGGAGAAACGUUUACAACAUACCUGAAGCAAAAAGCCUUCUUGAUGUAUGGAGUAAAGUUAGUAUGGAAGCAUUGCAAAGGGGAAGUACCCAUAGAGUUCAUAUGGCUAGCCGUGACAUCGACCGCCAUUGCAUAUUGAGAGAUAGAAAUGGUUCUUGUAUAAAACAUAAAUUUAUAACAGGGGAUGAAGAUGAUUACGCAUUAAAAAACUAUAAUACGUGUUUGUAUUACAUUAACUGUUCUUCCAACGAAUGUAAGGAAAUGAAAGCUCUGUAUGAUUAUUUUUACAAUUUUAGUGAUAUCAAAAAGAAAGUUACUACUGCCAGUACGUGCCCUACGCAUAACGCGUACCUUAGCUAUAUUGCUAAGCUGUAUGAAAAGUAUAGACAAUCUUCUAAGGGCGAUUGCUGUAGAAGACGCGAUUGUGAUGACUUUUUCAAAUGUGAUGAGGACUUAAAUCCGAAGAAUCUGCAAAAGUUAUCAGUAUGUGGUGGCGUCCAAACAUAUAGUCCACGAGGUGUAACUCCACAAGGUUUAACUGCACGAGUUUUAACCCAACCAGGUUUAACUCAACAAGGUUUAACUGAACGAGGUUUAACUGAACGAGGUUUAACUGAACGAGGUUUAACUCAACAAGAUUUAACCCCACGUGCUGGUGAGGAGACGUACGACGCUUCUCAGCGUUCUCGUCUUGGCCAGAGAAAUCCAGAUGAAAGCUUUUCCUAUGAUGGUGAUCAUUAUCAUUACGAUGGCCACUCUCACGGACCAGGGCAUAUGGAUGAUGGACGAGUUGGUAACACAAGGCAUGCAGUUCAAGAUCAAAGCGCAGAAAAUAAUUCGUGGUUGUUCGAUUUUUCAGAUUAUAGAAAUAAUAUAAGAUUAUUUACUGUAAUUGGAGGAGUAUUCUUAUUGGCUUUCGGCAUGUAUAGGUAUACACCCGCUGGAAAGUGGUUUAACAGUAAGAAUCGUAAGAAAAUAAAACUUGAUGAUUUUCAAUUUGAAGAAAAUACGGAAGAUGCAGCAACGUACGCAACAGGUUAUAAUGAUGAAAAUUCACCUAAUAGGACGGUGUAUUUAGGUUACUACCCUUCAGACGAAUCUGUGUAUCAGUAAUAUGUAGACGGUGCAUUUGUAUGUUCCCUGCGAACCGUCGCGUGGAGCUUGUAAGCUUUAAUCCGCAACUGCGUUUUGCAUGAAUAGAGGAAAGAACAAAAAUGUGCAUAGGAAAUGUAUAUUUUGUUCGAUUCGGUAUGUUUCGCUUAUAUUCAUUUCUCAUUUAUUUUUUUUUUGUAAUUUUAUGCCAUUACCAAUGAUGAUAUGUAUUACUUUUAUAAUUCGCUUUAACUAAUGUUUAAUUCUUUUAAUUUUUAUUCUUUUAAAGUAUACGCGAAAAAUAUAAUUUUAUGCGAUAGCACUUUUAUUUUUAACAUCAUAUGUGAAGAUAUUAUUUUUAAUACACUUAUUUUUGACACUACGUAAUAGGUUAUAUAUAAAAAUAUACGUAGAUUACUAUGUGUUUUGAUUUUCCACGCGUUAUAUACGUGAAAUAUUAUUUAUUCUUCAUUUCUUACUUUUGUUAC